AUGGCACCUUGCCUACCUGAGGUUGUUUCCUUCCACCUGCAGUCCUUCACACAGCGAUUUUUUCGACUUUUCCUCCCACGCGGCCCUCCAGGCUCCACCACGUCGUUCGUACCUGAGCUUUUUAACCUUUUUUCCCUUUCCACCGCACAUACUUUCACGCGACACCGCCGCAGCAGCCACCAACCACAUCUCGGUGCUCAUGGCCUCAAGGUUCAACGUUCCUCCUGCAUCCUCUCUCACCUCACCUUUCUCCUACUGCUGAAUCGACACCCUUCCGACCUCUCCAGCCCAGCAGAGGAAAAUAAACUCCCGUCUCAGAGAUUUCUGACUCCUCCGAGUUGCCUCUUCCAUCUGCUGUCACAACGCACUCACUCACCCAUUCAUACCUUACUCGGUACUCAUUCUGCCGCCCAACCCCAUCGGAGAUUCCCCCGUGCCUGCAGCCUCUUUGCUUUUGCGCCUGCUUCCUUCCUUCCAUUCCCACCCCGCCUUCCUGCCACUCUGGGUAUCUGCUCUUACCCUCUCAUUUGGACCCCCAAACAAACCAACCAACCCAGCCGUGCUUGCCUUGCCUCGCGCUUGCCUUGGCCCCUAAGUACAUGA
Messenger RNA from Colletotrichum costaricense, 603 nucleotides. RefSeq lists its product as uncharacterized. The transcript has a single exon. The record is from RefSeq and is a predicted model, not a curated record. The coding region runs from base 1 to 603 and encodes 200 amino acids. NCBI's taxonomy places the organism in Eukaryota, Fungi, Ascomycota, Sordariomycetes, Glomerellales, Glomerellaceae.